Molecule: messenger RNA, 2359 nt
Organism: Tachysurus fulvidraco (yellow catfish)
Lineage: Eukaryota; Metazoa; Chordata; Actinopteri; Siluriformes; Bagridae
Gene: ch25hl3
Product: cholesterol 25-hydroxylase like 3
Exons: 2
Coding region: 191-1000 (269 amino acids)
Biological process (GO): sterol biosynthetic process; cholesterol metabolic process
Molecular function (GO): iron ion binding; steroid hydroxylase activity; C-4 methylsterol oxidase activity
Source: RefSeq, a predicted model, not a curated record
AACAGACUGGGGUGCUGUAGUAUAGUGGCUGCGGUCGUGUGCGCUCGUGCUGUAAACCGCUGCGUGAUAUUGUAGGGGGAAACGGAAACACACGUGACAUAUAAAGGCACAGACGCUCCGUACUGGAGAGGAUUCAGCUCUUACACCUGCGGACUGCAUGCGGUUCAUAUGAGCGCUUAAGUAAAAGAACAUGUUGGACGGUGCGGUUUCGGUGACAGCGCGCGACGCUCCUCUGCUGCAGAACAUCUGGGACGGGAUACGCGAGCGCUCCUGUGUGCGCACGGCGCCGUUGUUGGGCGCGUGCGUGGCUUUCUCCUUUCACGUGCUGUUAUCAGCACUUUUCCUCGGGAUCGAUGUGCUCGGACCGCGCGUGCCAUGGAUCACUAGAUACAGGAUCCACGGAAAGCCGGUCAGCCUGCGCGUCUGGUUUUGCUGCCUCGCGCGGAUCUCGUGGAAAUACGCGCUGUGCGUCCUGCCUCUGAGCGCCUGCAUGGGGUACGCGGAGACGCGCUUCGGGUUCGCGCAGCACGAGCGCCUGGUGACGGCGACUGCUGCACCGUCGCUGUUUGUCGCGUGCACAGAGUGUUUUUCAUGCCUGCUCGUGUUCGACACCUUCUUCUUCGUGGUGCAUUACACGGUGCACAGAAACCCCUGGCUCUUCAGGAUCUUCCAUCAGUCUCACCAUGUGAACACGCACCCUUUCGCCCUGAUGGCUCUGGACUCCAGCGUCGUGGAGCUCGUCUCUCAGCAGGUGUUGGCCGUGUGGAGCACCGUGGUGGUGGGCUGCCACCCAGUCAGUGAAAUCCUCUUCCACCUCCUCAACAUCUGGCUGUCGGUGGAGGACCACUGUGGCUACGACUUCCCCUGGGCUCUACACAGGAUUCUGCCCUGCUUCGGAGGGGCUCCGUUCCACCAGGCGCAUCAUCAGCGUGUUACAGGGAAUUACGCACCAUACUUCACACACUGGGAUCUCAUAUUUGGGACAAAGAUAAACACGUGAGCGGAUGUUUGCUUUAGAAAGAGCUGAAGACUUGCACUGAGAUCAUGUCAGUGUGUCUCUCAUGAGCGCCACCUAAUUGUUUGAUGAUCCGAUCAGUAAACGAAUCUAUAUGGUGAACAGUAUAAUAUGAUUUGAAUCGGUGGAUUGAAUGGAAAUGACCCCGCUAGAGCUUAAUAUUAUUGCAAUUUAUGUAACAUUUAAUGACGUGCUACUGCCACCUGCUGGCCUGGCAUGCUCAUUGCAGUCAAUUGUGCUGUUUUCACAUAAAAGGAAAUUGUUUUGCUCUUAAUAUGAAUGGGCUUUAAAGGUCAGAUUUAUAAAGAGUAAAUUACAGAAGUAAUUUAUUUUAUUACAGUAAUGUGCAAAAGUCUUAGCCCCCCUUUCCUAAUGCACUAUUGCGUUAUAUAUACUGAGCAAUUUAAAGAUUUAAAUAUAUGAAAGUAUCAUAUAUAACGAAGAACACAAGCCCGUAGCACCACAAUGGAGGUUAUUUAUUUUUUUAUCUGGAGUAUGUUAUUCUGAUUACAUCACAUCUUUCGCUAAAAGAUCGUUUAUCUAUCAACGAACAGCACAGCACUUGAUUGUCGGAACGUCUCAGAGAUGAGUUAGUCUUUGUGCACUCAGACAUUAGAACAUCUUAAUAAUACAAAAAUAAUCGCAGCUCGUCGCAUCAUGUUACAGAGAAACCGCAAAAUAAAAAUCUGAAGUUACAAAAUACUGAAACUGGAGACUUAUUCCAUAAACAGUAACAAGUAUCAGCAAUGAGAAUGAAAAUAUAUCCGAACGAGAACCUUAAUAGAAACCUGUCGUACCCGAGCCAGGAAAUGCACAAAAUUUGACCAAUCGGAAACAUGUGGAGUCUCCAGAUCUCUCGGCAGCUGGGUUUCUUAUAAAACCUCCCUAAAAGGUUUACCUGAAACUACUGAUACAUCCUGUGAACAUCGUCCUGUUAGAGACAGUGACUUCGUUUUAGUUCGUCUCUGCGUUCUGCUUUUCAUAAACGUCAGAUCGAUGAAGGCUUUUUAUUUAGCUUUUUACACGUAGUUUUCUAAUAUAAUGCAUCAUUUACUUUUUUGAGAGUUAAAUUUAAAAUCUUAGGACAUGAAGUGUGAUUAAAGAAAAUGAUAACGAUCCCGAUGUGAAUGAAAGGCUGAGAUCGGCCGGCCGCGUCGAUAUGAAAAUUUAUUCAGAUGAAAAGUUUGUUCAGAUGUUGUUUAUUACUUACUAUGAAAUAAAACGUACAUUUUUGUAUAAUUUGCUUAUUUUAAACAGUAGAUGGAUCACCUGUGUGUAUGAAAUAAAAUAAAGUCAUUUGAUCUGAAAAAAUCUUCUCUAAAUAAAGUAAAUUUGAUGAACAAA